This is a messenger RNA of Planococcus citri (citrus mealybug), 2936 nucleotides long. RefSeq lists its product as uncharacterized. The coding region runs from base 118 to 2490 and encodes 790 amino acids. Lineage: Eukaryota; Metazoa; Arthropoda; Insecta; Hemiptera; Pseudococcidae. The transcript is spliced from 7 exons. The record is from RefSeq and is a predicted model, not a curated record.
UUGCUACUAAUCCUGGUACCGGCAAUAUAAAUGGAGUUAUAAUGUUCACCAUAAUGCAGUUUCGUUUGAACAAAACUGAAGCGAGGAAGUGACAGUUGAAAUUUGUAUUUAUACAAAAUGUUUUCACAAAUUAAAAUGAUUGGUGUUUAUUUAAUGAUCAUCAAUGUCGUCUGUGGAAUCGACAGUGAAUAUGAAUCAAGAACCAAUGAAAAUGAAUUUACUAACACUGAAGAUGAAUUGAGCAACAGUGAAGAAGAAAUAGGCAGCGGUGACAAUACAACAGAUCUUUCUAAAUGCAGACGUGUAACACUCAACACCAGUUCGGCAAUAUUUUAUCCAAUUGAAGAGAUGAAAAAUGAAGGAGGAUUUUUCAUAAAAUUCAACGCAAAAGCUAAUCUAUCUGCUAACCUUCUAUUCUCUCAAGAAAAUAAUUUCACAAAAUGUACUAACGAUGACGAUGUGACUAAGAAUUGUAUUAUGGUAACUAUACGUUCAAGUUCAGAAAAAAAAUAUCUCGCUUCGACGUUAGGAAAUGGUACGCAUGAACGGUUACACUAUGAAAAAAACCUACUGUCAUCCAAAGAAUGGCGUCAAUUCUGGAUUCGAAUUACCUCAGAUGGAUCAUUAAUUGAAGUUGGAAAGAAGGGGAGCCCUCCGUUCAUGGCUUACAGAACGCAGCCUUGGACACUCAAUUACUAUGGGAUGUUUGCAUUCGAUGAUGAAGAGUCCAUUAGUUACGCUUUUUUAUGUUUUGAGAAUAAUAAGAUAGACCUUUCUCAGUACAGAACUUUAACAACCUACGAUCACGUUUACACAUUUUAUUCGAUCGAUGGCAUAAAAAAUGAUGAAGGAUUUUUUUUGGAAUUCAUGGUGAAAACUGAUCAAGACGCUCACAUCAUUUUUUCUCCAACAAAUGAAACUGUGAAGAAGGAUCAGAGAGUUUUCGAAGUAAUUUUAGGUGGAUAUACUACAAAUACGAUUUCAGUCAUUAAAACCACUGAACUCGCUGAACCCGCAAAAGAACAUCAUGAGAAAGAUAUAUUAUCGCCCGACGAAUGGCGUCCAUUUUGGAUUCGAAUUACACCAGAUGGAGCAUCAAUUCAAGUUGGAAAGAAGGGAAGUUCUGCUUUCAUGUCUUUGAAGACGGAGCCCAGGCCAAUCAAGUAUUAUGGAUUUGCUAGUAGUGACAGUUUCGCUAACUGGGCGUUUCCAGGCCUUGAGAAAAAUAACAUAGGAACAAAUGUGUGCAUUCCUUCACCAUGCGGUCCAAAUAGCGAAUGUAAACAGAAAAACAACCGCGUAAUAUGUUCUUGCAAGAAAAACCAGCUAGAUUCGCCUUCCACGUGUAGAUUUGAAUGCAUUUUCAACUCGGAAUGUCCACAAAACGAAGCCUGUAUCGGGAAAAGAUGCGAAAAUCCGUGUGAUGGAAUGUGUGACAAAAAUGCAACAUGUGAAGUAGACAGUCAUGUUCCCAUAUGCAGUUGCUUAGAUGGAUUUACAGGAGAUCCAUUGGCAGGAUGUGUUGAAGAAGAGGAUCUUCCUAAAUAUAGAAGCUUAACAACCCACUCAGGAGAAACAUUUUAUCCAACCAGCGUUAUAAAAAAUGAUGACCAAAUUUUCCUGAAGUUCAACGUAAAACCUGGAAGAAUCGCUACCAUCUCUUUAAUAAAUGACGUUGCGGCGCACGAUGACCGCUACUUCAGUGUGAUUUUCAGUUCAGAGAAAUCAGAAAUAAGCAUCGCAGCAGAAAGCAUCGACCUAAAUCUACCUAGAUCAUUCGUGACUUAUACCGAACACAAUUUGCUAUCAAAUAAAGAAUGGCGUCCAUUUUGGAUUCGAAUUACCUCAGAUGGAUCAUUAAUUGAAAUAGGAAAGAAUAUUGGGAAACUUGCAUUCGUGUCUGUAAAGAAAGAUCCUUGGCCAAUCAAGUACUUUGGAUUCAUGAGUACUGAUGUUUGUCACUGGAAUUUUGUGAGUUCCAAAGACACUAACCUAGAUCUUCUUCGGUACAGAACUCUUACAUCAUACUCCACUUAUUCCACACUUUACCCGAUUGCAGAUAUAAAUAAUGAUGAUGAAUUUUUUUUGGAAUUCAACGUCAAAGCAAUAAAAUUCGCUCAAAUCAUUUUUACAGAAAAAAAUGAUCCUAAAAUAACUGCUAUUUCAAAAAAUGAUACAAUGUAUCAGGAUCUAGAUAUUUUUCAUGUAGUCAUAGAUGGUACGCAUUUAGCAAUCCGAACAACUCCUGCCGGAGAAGAACAGGUUAGAUAUGAUGAGAAAAAUCUCAUAUCAUCUAAAGAAUGGCGCCAAUUUUGGAUUCGAAUUACAACAGAUGGAUCAUCAAUUGAAGUUGGAAAAAACGGGGGACGUACCUUGGCAUCUUUGAAAACGAAGCCUAGGAUAAUCAAAUACUUUGGUUUGGCUGGCGAUGAAGAUUAUGCUGGGUGGGCUUUUCCACCCCAGAAAGCUAAAUUUCUUGUAUUUCUAUAAUUACAAUUGGCUCUCGAACACAAAAACUCCACAACUUCAAACUGAAUAAUUUUGCUUCUAUUAAUGAGUCUGCUCCAAUAUUUCAAAAAUUUUCCGUGCACUCGUUACGCGCUUCAGUUGGAACUUCGUCAAGGAUAACAUUCUUCUGCAUCAUGUUACCGACAUUGAAUACACAUUACGCAACGUCUUCUAUUCAACUUUCAGUAAAUCCAUUGCAGGAAAAAUCUUUCAGCUGUUCAAAUCGACUUUCACGGUCCAUAAACUCUAACGGAAGUGAUUAAAAAAUUAAAUUUUACAACUACUCAUAUCCUAUGUCAUAUAAUAAAUGCACUUCUUAAUUUUAUCAAAUUAUUAAUCUAUAUAGGUACGUAUGAUGUUUAUUUAUAUUUGAUUUAAUUUCAAAUACCUAAUUUAUAUAAAAUAAUAAUAGGUAUUAAAAUUUUUAA